This is a messenger RNA of Penicillium hordei, 1800 nucleotides long. RefSeq names its product putative carboxylesterase. The transcript has 5 exons. Bases 1 to 1800 code for a protein of 599 amino acids. The record is from RefSeq and is a predicted model, not a curated record. NCBI's taxonomy places the organism in Eukaryota, Fungi, Ascomycota, Eurotiomycetes, Eurotiales, Aspergillaceae.
AUGGGUUUCGCAGCUGGAAUAAGCAGCCUUGUUCUUCUGGCUCUCACUGCUGCCCCAACUGGUCUAGCUGCUUCUGUCCAAACAUCCAGCCCAGUGGUUGAUUUGGGCUACGCCACCUACCAGGGGUACUAUAACCACACCUUUGACCUCAAUAUCUUCAAAGGGAUUCGAUAUGCGGCCCCUCCUGUUGAAAAGCUGCGAUGGCAAGCGCCCCAGGCUCCUCCAGUAAAUAGGACUUCUAUUCAAUCUGCCAUUGAACAGCCUCCGCUUUGCCCACAAUCCGGUGCUGCAAAGCUUCCAGAAAUAUAUGGCUUCAAUUCAGCCCUGGGCAAUGAAGACUGCUUGUUCUUAAAUUUGUAUGCUCCGCCCGGGGCCAAAGACCUUCCUGUCCUCCUUUGGAUCCAUGGUGGUGGAUAUGGGCUUUUCGGGGCCGAAUACGACCCCAGUGAGUGGAUCAACACAAACGACAACGGGUUCAUUGCAGUUAUGAUUCAGUACAGACUUGGAGCCUUUGGCUUCUUGUCAUCAGAAGGCGUACACAAGUACGGGAAGACCAAUGCAGGUCUGCUGGAUAUGCGUUUCGCCCUCGAAUGGGUCCAGGAGCAUAUCGGAAAAUUUGGCGGUAAUUCCUCCCGCGUCACGAUCGCCGGUGAAUCUUCGGGAGCAGGCUCGGCUGUACUACAAUCAAUGGCUUAUGGUGGUCGUGAGGACCACUUAUUCAAUAACGUUAUUGCCGCCAGCCCGUAUACCACGUCCUUGCAUCAGUACGACGGUGAAGUACCGACAAAUCACUAUCAACAUUUUGCGGCACGAGCAGGGUGUUACCAUGGGGGUAAUAUAUCCGAGGCAGCCGUAUUUGACUGCCUUGUCAAUGCUGACACCGAUACUUUGCAAUACGCCAGUGCAAAUGUCUCCAUUUCAGGAGCAUGGGGUACUUGGGCUUUCCAGCCUGUGGUCGACGGCGACUUCAUUCGGGAGCUGCCGUCCAAGCAAUUGCUCAAGAAGAAAGUGAGCGGCAAGCGCGUUUUAUCUGGGAACAAUGCCAAUGAGGGUGUUCCACUUAGUUCGCCAUUUGUGAACACCACUGCCGGCUUCCUGAAUUAUGUCCGCUCUACUUUCCCUUUGUUCUCCCGCGGUGAUUAUUCCCGCCUGUUGAAUAUCUACGAGUUCCGUAACAGCUCUCCUCAAAACAAUGCCUCCCGAUACGAUACACUAGGUGAUCGUGGUCCAACUGCUCUGAACCAAUCAGAAAUGGCAACUGGUCUUCAGCAGACGGUCUUUGACAUAUAUGCCGAAUCAGUCUUCGACUGUCCCUCUUACUGGCUUGCGGAUGCUUUCGCUGGAGAUCAUACCAAGGAGAGUUGGAAAUAUCAGUACUCUGUCGCCCCUUCGUACCACGGAGCGGAUUUGACCGCAUACUUCUCUAUUGGGGCAACUACGCCCACUCGCGAGUUCAUCCAUGCAUUUCAAAGGAUUUGGGGCAAUUUCAUCAUCAAUGAUACUCCAGUCAUCUCUAUAGUUGACGCAAAGGGUGGUGCAGACAAUUCCACCGUACCUGAGGGUGUGAAUGGAGAUAUCUCCUGGCCAAGAUGGAAUCGCAGCUCCCCUCUCUUAAUGAACCUCAACACUACGGGUGGAACACUGGUCUACAACAAAGUUACCGAUCAUCUCUCUUACUGGCUUCAAGAAGGACCUGGUAUCACGAAUGAUUUCAGCCUGGCGGAUGCAUCGAAGUGGGAAGGUGGCCGUGGCAAGCGCUGUGAGUUCUGGAGAAGUGUUGGGCACCGUGUGCCAGCAUAA